GUGGGGGAGGUGCCAGAGCCUGACCGGAGUCCGGGCCUGGACCGACUAGCCGGCGGAGGCCCGAUCGGGCCAGUUCCGGACGGCGGUGCAGCGACCUGCAGGCCUGGCGUCUCCUGCGGCGCGACGGUCGGGGCGCCCUGUGUUCAGGAAGCUUGCUUCCUCGGGGGUCCCGCGCCCCGCUGCGGUCGUCGGAACGCCCCCCACCCUUCGUCGCUUUUGCAGCGUUUCGCGUCUCCCUCAACGCCGCAGCCACCCUGGCUGCCUUGCUUUUGUCCCUGCUCAGCCUUAGUUCCCUCGAAGCUGCCCCGACUCCUGGUUUUCUUCUCCCUCUCCUGGCUUCUAACUAUUGCUAAUUCUCUAAGGGACGGCGCGUCCAGCGGGUUUCGCAGGCCAAACUUUUUGAUGAAGCUGUUGAGGACUUUUCCGAGGGCGGUGAUAUGGGGUUCUGAAAAUGCACCCUAUUGAUAACUUGCAGGAAAGAGAGGUUUACAUAGUUCCUGGUCAGCAUAGAAAUGUGGAAUGUUUGGCUGAAUCCUCAUGCAGACAAGAUCAUAUGGUCCUGGUUGAAAAAAUGACAUGUUAGUUGAAGGAAAUAAAGGGGAAAGCCCAGAAGGAAAAGAAAAAAUUGGACUUCCACUAUUAAUGAAUGGAUAAGAAAAGGUCUUGCGACUUGUGAAUAAAGAGAAGGAGGAACAGCAACAGCUAUCCCCGCACAGUGAUGAUUGUAGCUACGUCAAGCCUGGAACAAUGCAGAAUGAAGUCCUGCUCUGCCUGGUUUCAUUUUGUUAUUUAGACUGAUCUGCAUGACCAGCCUGUUUGCUGUAGAAGAAUAAUCAGACAAAGGGAGAGGUUUAACAUACACUGCAGGUGUUGUGAGCAGCACUUCUUCAACAAAAGCCUAGACUUACCACAUCUUGGGAAGAGAAUGGCCAGUGUCUUGGGGGCAGCCUUUUUCAUGCUGGUGGUGUCCUGUGUUUGCAGCACUGUCUUCCACAGAGAACAGCAGACUUGGUUUGAGGGUGUCUUCCUGUCUUCCAUGUGCCCCGCCAAUGUCAGUGCCAGCACUUUGUAUGGAAUUAUGUUUGAUGCAGGGAGCACUGGAACUCGAAUUCAUGUAUACACCUUUGUGCAGAAAAUAUCAGGACAGCUUCCAAUUCUGGAAGGGGAAAUUUUUGAAUCUGUGAAGCCAGGACUUUCUGCUUUUGUAGAUCAACCUAAGCAGGGUGCUGAGACUGUUCAAGGACUCUUAGAAGUGGCCAAAGACUCAAUCCCCCAAAGUCACUGGAAAAGGACCCCAGUGGUCCUGAAGGCAACAGCAGGACUGCGCUUACUGCCAGAACAGAAAGCUCAGGCUCUGCUCCUUGAGGUAGGAGAGAUUUUCAAGAAGUCACCUUUCCUGGUACCAAACGACAGUGUCAGCAUCAUGGACGGAUCCUAUGAAGGCAUAUUAGCUUGGGUUACUGUGAAUUUUCUGACAGGUCAGCUGCAUGACCACAGCCAGGAGACUGUGGGGAUCCUGGACCUGGGGGGGGCCUCCACCCAAAUCACAUUCUUGCCCCGGUUUGAGAAAACCCUGGAACAAACCCCUAGGGGCUACCUCACCUCCUUUGAGAUGUUUAACAGCACUUACAAGCUCUAUACACAUAGUUACUUGGGAUUUGGAUUGAAAGCUGCAAGACUAGCAACCCUGGGAGCCCUGGAAACAGAAGGUAUUGAGGGACACACUUUCCGAAGUGCCUGUCUACCGAGGUGGUUGGAAGCAGAAUGGAUCUUUGGGGGCGUGAAGUACCAGUAUGGUGGCAAUCAAGAAGGAGAGAUGGGCUUUGAGCCCUGCUACACUGAAGUACAGAAGGUGGUCCAAGGAAAACUUCACCAGCCAGAUGAGGUCCAGAGAAGCUCCUUCUAUGCUUUCUCUUACUAUUAUGAUAGAGCCGUUGACACAGAUAUGAUUGAUUAUGAAAAGGGGGGUGUUUUAAAAGUUGAAGAUUUUGAAAGAAAAGCCAGGGAAGUGUGUGAUAACUUGGAAAAAUUCUCCUCAGGCAGUCCUUUCCUGUGCAUGGAUCUCAGUUACAUCACAGCCUUGUUGAAGGACGGCUUUGGUUUUGCAGACAGUACUGUCUUACAGCUCACAAAGAAAGUGAACAACAUAGAGACAGGCUGGGCCGGGGGCUACCUUUCACCUGCUGCAGUCUCUGGGCAUCUCUCACUGAGGUCCAGCCAUUCUUCUGAGGCCUGUAUUCACCAGCAGUCUACUUAAAGGUAGAAGGAGGACUCAAGUCAUGUUCUGAGCUAGUCUGGGGUCAGCCUGGACUGAAGCCCAGCAACUGACAUCAUCAGGAGGAAGGGGCUUUUGUGACAGGUCUGUCCCCUUGAAUCUUGAGAUUUAGAUUUAAUUAAUUUUACAGAUAUAAUGUGAACUGUUACCUAACCAUUCUGGUUACACAGCUGGCACCAGAGUCUAAAUUUUUGUGAUUCCUUGUGUGUCACACAGAGCCAAAAGGAACAGCUUUAGAACUUAACCUUGGGUAGCCUGGGGACAGGUCCCUGGGAACCAAAGAAAAAUCUCAUUUCAACCUUUUGAGUGCCUCAUUCCUUUGAACAUACUAAUUUUCAUCUUACAUAGUAAACUGAUUGCAAUCCCAUAACAUAAAACACGUUUUUUUCCCCUCUUUACACAUUGCCCUGUCUGGUCCUUAUCUCUAACCACUUCCCAUACAAAAGAGAGAAAAAAUACUGGCUUUGCUUUUUAUGUGCAAUUCAAGGGGGAAAAAGAAGGUAACCAUAUCUGAAAGUGUGUGGUCCUGCUUUGUGCCAGCUCCAGUGAGCCAGCUAAGAGCCAUCCUAAAUCUUAGCAGGAUGGAAACUAACUCCUAACCAUAUAGAUCCCAGCCUUAAGAAAGGAGGCCAUUCAGUCCCUGGGGACAAGUUUUGGGAGGGUGUGGCUGCUUUGUAUAGAAUACCUUUUAAUCAACAAGUUAUCAGUCAAUGCUGGGAUUAGGAAUGUGUGUGUAUCCCAUGUCAGUAUCUACCACUGGGCUAAUGAGUUUGUAGUCAUUUGUCAUCCUAAACUUGUUUUCUUUAUUAUUUCUAAGAAAGACAUCUAUACCCUAGCUUCUGGUCUGUGGUGAGAGGCUUGUGGCUGUGCUAUUCAAGGAUCUAGGUUUUGGCCACAUCCCCUUUCAGUUUGUCCUUUUAUUCUCUGCAUUUUUAGCAUUUCUUCCUGACCUGGCCCCAGUCGUUUUAGCUAACAUCCUGUAACUUAUUUGUCAAGUCCCAGGGUUUCUGAUACCCUUCUCAAUGAUACCUAACAUUUGAUAUGGUCAGUCAUUUUGGCCCACAUCGAUACAGUGCAUUCUCAUUUUGAAUGCUCAAAACUCUUGAUUUUGUACAUUACUUUCCCCAAAACUUCUUAUCUUGUACUUUUGCACAUCGCUACCAUCUGCUGCUUGUCUACCACUCGUACUUUUGGACUUGAAAUAGCUUCGUUUGCCUUUGCCCUUUACCUCCAGCUUCUUUCCAGCAGUUUCUAUCUCCUCAACUUACAGCUUUCACAGUAGACCCUUUCAGCUCUCUCAUGAAAGAUAAGUAUACCUGGCCUUCACACCUGUUCUGGGGAACCUUUAUUUUUAAAGUUAUUUCCUUAAGUCAUUAUUUAACAUCUGAUAUGUGCAUGUAGCUAGGCAAACUUCUGUAUCCUCAUCCCACAAAUCUGAGUUGUUUUCUUUAAAAAUAGUGUGGGAUUUAUUCAGAUUCUUCACAGUGGCCUUUAUUAUACUGAAGUCAACUUUAUACCUAUUGUCAUCCUUAAAAAAUGCUAAUACAUAGUAAAAUAAUAGAAUCUAAAUUUAGAGUUGUAAGCAGUAUUCCCUUAACAUUUCUAACUGGUUAUCAUUCAGCUUCUGUUUAGGCAUGUUCUCAGCUCAUUUCAUUUUUGAACUGCACUGAUUUUUUAAAAAAACCCUCCUCAUAUUGGGCUGAAAUCUACCUAUCUUCUCACUGGUCUUAGUUCUGCUUUAAUCCCUUCUUCCAUGGCCUUUCAGUCUUCUGAAAAAAACUUCUAAGUCCUUUGUGGUCUCUUUAACAGUCGACAUAGCUUCUAGACCCCUCACCAUCUUUGUCAAAAAAGUAGGGUGCUAGAACCAGUCAUCCCACACUAAGUGUUAUUCAGUGUGAUUAGGGAAAGACCAUUUCCUCUAGUAGAAACCAAGUUGUUUUCCUGAGGGGUAACCUGCGUUCACUAGACUCCUCCAACUUAUCCCCAACAGGUAAGAUUCCCUGGUCUUUAUCACCAUGGCGUAUCUGAAGCUUUUAUAAACGAGGGCCACAUAUUCAGCAGACGCCUUCAGUCAUCCCAAAUACCUUCAGAACUCUUGGAUAGAUGCAUUGUGAUUCUAGGAAUGUAUCUACAUAUAUUCUGAUAAUCUUGACGGGAAAAUGUGAAGAAUUAACCAAUUUAUCCAUUUCAAGGGAAAUUUGUAAUGAGAAUUUUUCUUAGAAAAAAAUGAUUUGUCUAUAAUGUGCUUUUUGCCCCUUAAUGUACCUUUCAGGGCCCUACAGAAUCAAAAACUGCUGGUUAGCUUUUCUUUCUGUAAAUAUUUAUAUAUUUCAAGUAUUUAGAACAUGGCCUGGCACAUAGUACAUGUUGUGUGUUGUCAUCUUCAGCAUCAUAUGAAAACAGCCUCUGUGGGAUUAUGGAGGUCUUUGCAGGGUAUGCCUUAAAAUUCUUCCUGUCUUGCCUGAUUUGGUUUGCAAACUUUUGGAGAAUUCAUGUUCUUACCUAGGCUACCUUUCCAUUUUUUGUGAAAGGUGAUCUUUUUUCCCUAUAGACCUUUCUGGACUUUGCCAAUAGUCACAUAGCUUUUCACAGUAGGUGCCAUAUUCUGAGCACAUUUUCCAAGAUUUCAGGAAGGUUUGUGACUGUCACUAUUUAACUCAUAUCUUACAAAUUUUCCACAUUUGCCUGAAAGCUCCCUUGUGGUAACUGUUGUUCCCUUCAAAAAUUAUUUCCAAGAAUUGCUUAGUGUAUUUCAAAAGCUGACCAUUUUCUCACUUCACGUUCAAAUCAGACUGUUGUGCAAGAUGUUCUUUACAAUAUACAAAUCUAAUGGAUCCAAAAAUCUCUUCAAGAGGCAUCUCUGGUACUGUGAAGUAAACUCUUCAAAAACUCAUAGCAAGUCCCACCCCACCCAGAGUCGGCCACCAUUCUGCAACCAAACAUGAACAGAUUCUGCUGCUAACCAGAUUUUCCCUUCUGACCUGGUUCCUGAGGUCUUCAAACUUGUGCAAUGAAAUUAUUUAUUGUUUUAUUACUGAACAGACAGUGGUGCCCCAGAGAGGAACCAUAGGUAAAACUGAAAUCUGGUGCUGAUAAGGAAAUAAUUAACAGUAAGAUUUUUUUUCAUGAAGUCCACUGUAACUAUAACAGAGGUUAAUUUAUGUUUAAUGUUCACUCAAAUGUUUAUAAUUUUAAAACAUAAGUCAAUUGUGUAAGCUAUGGCCACCAUUAAAAAUAUUAUAUAAAUCUUCAGUCUU
Molecule: messenger RNA, 5532 nt
Organism: Manis javanica (Malayan pangolin)
Lineage: Eukaryota; Metazoa; Chordata; Mammalia; Pholidota; Manidae
Source: RefSeq, a predicted model, not a curated record